AUGGAGCCUGGCGUCCGCCUGCUCGGCGACGACGACAGCAGCGUGCACAGCGCCCAUGCGUCCGAGGACCUCCGCAUCGAGCUCUCGAGCGUCACGCAGGAGCACGAGGACAUGAGCAGCGACGACCAGGUCUUGACGCACCUCACGCCGGUCGGGACCGUCAAUGCGUCCUACGUGCGCGCCGAGACGCUGCACUCGCACCCCAAGAAGCGGGAUGCUAGCCAUCCGGUCGCGACGAGCCUCAUCCUGGCGCUGCCCUGGGUCGGCCUCACGCUGCUGAACUGCACGGUCUUCGAGCUCCUCACCUCCUUCUUGACGUCCAUGGGCAUCGCCAAAUUCAUCCCGCGGUACCUUCCGCCCUUCUACGCCUUCUUCGUCGCGCCGCUCAUCGGCGGCCACUCGGACCGGUCGUACUCGUCGUGGGGUCGGCGCAACAAGAGCCUCCUCGUCGGCACCGUGCUCAUCGUCGUGAGCGUGCUCUUGUUUGGCGGCUCCCAGACGCUCUUUGGCGACCACCUCCUCUUCCACGUCCUCAAUGUCGUCGUGCUCGUCCACGGUGCCACGACCCUCGAGCUCGUCUUGCGCACCCGCCUCUUUGACGAGAUUCCGCGCGGCUACCAAGUCCACGCGCAAGCCUGCGGCGGCAUCUACCACAGCGUCGGCGUUGCGCUCGGGAUGGCGCUGCUCGGCGGCGGCACCGAAGUCGUGUACGGCGACGAGAUCAACAAGCGCAACCUCUUCCAGACGUGCGCGAUUGUCGCCAGCGUCCUUGUCGUGACGGUGGCCACGUCACUCUAUUUACGGCCCGAGAAGCCACAGGACGCGUCGACGCGCCGUAUUACGACCGUGGGGCACAUGGUCUCGGAGGUCUGGGACACGAUCGUGACGGCGCCGUACGAGCUCCGUCUCCUCUGCGUCCUGCAGCUCUUCCUUUGGAUGGCGUGGAUGGCGUUUGAUAACCAAAAGUUCAAGUGGUGGGGCAGCAAUGUCUACGGCGGGUGCCCCGCGCUCUCUGCCAACCCGCCGUGCUCGCACGACCAAGUCGAUUUGUACGUGCAAGGCUUGAACGAAGCCAACUCGGCUGUCCAGGGCAUCUCGGCGGCCGAACUCUUGGCCACACUGGGUUUUAUGCUCAUGACGCCCUUUAACCCGACGAGCCGCCGCCUGCAUCGACUCACGAUCGGCUUCAUGUGCGUGGGUGUGGUCUUGUUUUGCAUCGCCGUCAUGGUCGGGUCGUCGUCGCACACGCUCUCGUUCGUCUGCUUUGUCGGCAUUGGCACGUUCUACGCCGCCAUCUACAUUUUCCCGUACGCUGUGACCGGUGUCAUUGCGAAAGACCUCAUGGACGCGCCACGCAAGUUCAACAACAACGGCAUCUACGCCGCGCUCCUCAUGCAGUUUGUCAACGCUGCCCAAUUUGUCGUGGAAGAGUACAACUCGGCCACGCUCUCCUCUCUGGGUAUCCUCGCCUUCUCCUCCAACGACAGACGUGUCGACAACUUGUGCAUAUAG
Saprolegnia parasitica CBS 223.65 is the source of this 1512-nucleotide messenger RNA. RefSeq lists its product as hypothetical. Gene Ontology annotation, cellular component: membrane. Gene Ontology annotation, molecular function: sucrose:proton symporter activity. Lineage: Eukaryota; Oomycota; Saprolegniomycetes; Saprolegniales; Saprolegniaceae. The transcript is spliced from 9 exons. The record is from RefSeq and is a predicted model, not a curated record. Bases 1 to 1512 code for a protein of 503 amino acids.